AUGGUAUACUUGAGCUCUAAUUCGACUAGCUAUUGCGAAGGCUAUUGGGAUGUGGACGAUCUGACUAUCUGUGGAAGACAACUGAUAGAAGUUCUCAUUCUUAUUCCUUUAGCACUAAGUUUUUUAUCUGUCACAAGUAAUUGGGUCUUUGUAAGAUCCACAAAAGACCGUUCAGAGUCCAAAGAUGAUCCUGAACAGCAAUCUCUUUUAAAAUCCGCCUCUCCCGGUUACGCAUCAAUUGCAAACGCCACGCCUACGCCUAAUUUAUCCUUCAUUCAUGAAACCAAGGCCGAAGGUGUGAUAAAUGUUGUUUAUCGUGAUACGCCCGAGAAGAUCAAGCUGGUUCUUGAGCAGGUGUUUCUUCUUCUUCAGACAGCUCUCACUCUGCACUCGCUAUCGUUUAUCGACACAGAUUCCCAGUCUGCUUAUUGGUUCGCAAAAUAUGUCAAUCUCGCGUUCUGGAGCUAUUUGUCGGUGGUCACACUGAUUAGACUCCUCAACGUUUCUAAAGGACUCGCUCCAGAAAGACUAGAUCUUUGGGCGCACUGUGUUUCGCUUUACACCAUACAAUGGCUCAAUUCGGCCAUGCUGUUUCGGUCGGCCCUGCUCUACCAUACGGGCUCCAGCUCUGUUCGCAAUUACUUUAUCGCUCAAUUUGCAAUCAACACGAUUCUUGAGCUGAUCAUCUCAACAGAGAAGUUGUCGGAUAAGCCGGCACUUGUCUUCGUACAGGAAGAUACUAUCCCAUCGACGGAGCCGACGUCUUCGUUGUUGCAGAUAGUCAGCUUUGCAUGGAUUGACACAAUGGUCUUUAAAGCACGCUCUAAAACAAUUGAGCUCACGGACGUUUUGGGAUUGCGACUAGAGGAUUGCUCGCUCGUCCUUAUUUCUGCUUUCCGUCAGGUGGAUCCUUCGAAGAGUAUCAUCUUCAGAUUUGCUGUGAUGUUCAAAUGGGAUUUGCUGCUCCAGAGCUUCUACACUUGCUGCGAGUCUAUUUUAACCGUGAUUCCUUCAUUGGCCCUGAAAAAUAUACUGGAGUACGUCAGAAGCCCGGAAACCGCUUCUCUUAGCUUGGCAUGGUUCUGGAUCGUUGCUCCAUUUGUCUCUGACAUUCUUCAGUGUAUCUUGUCGCUACGUGGUGAGCACCAGGGAAGAAGAGUCUCGGCCAGAAUGAGAUCGAUUCUCACUGGAGAGAUUUACGCCAAAGCCUUGAAAAGAAAGCUGUCUGCAGCCGAGAAGAAAGACGAGUUGACCAAGGAGGAAGAGGAAAUUGGGGACUCCGAAGAGGAUAGUUCCACAGCGCGGGAUAUUGGAGGAAUCAUUAACCUCAUGGCAGUUGACACUUCUAAAUCAUCAGAAAUUGGUGGCAACUUGAACGCUGUUACCAGAACCGUUAUCAUGACUACCACAGCAAUCUAUUUACUUUUCCAUCUUUUAGGGUGGUCUUCGGUAGUUGGACUACUUGCACUUCUUGCUACAAUGCCAAUAACUUACAAGAUCUCUAGCUUGUUUGCCAAAACCCAAGAGAAGCUGCUGGCAAUCACAGAUAAAAGAGUUCAAAAACUCAACGAGACACUCCAAAAUAUUAGAGUCGUCAAGUAUUUCUCGUGGGAAGAUAGAUUCUCCGACAUCAUUCUGAAAAUCAGAAAGGACGAGCUGAAAGCUCUUUUAAGAUUGGAUAUCAUCUGGUGCUUCUCGGAUUUUACAUGGUCUGUUACUCCUUCGGUUGUUUCAUUUGCAACCUUUUAUUGGUACAAUUAUGUCCAAGGGAACCAGCUCACCACACCAGUGGCUUUCACUGCUUUGUCGCUGUUGAACCUACUCAGAGGUCCGAUUGAACAUCUGGCCCAUCUCGCAUCUGUUGUUAUUCAAUCUAAGGUCUCUUUGGAUAGAAUCGGAAGUUUCUUGAAUGAGUCAGAAACUUCCAAGUACGAACAACUAAGCGUGCCUAGAGGACCAGACUCACCACUUGUUGGUUUUGAAAAUGCAACGUUCUACUGGUCCAAGAACUCUGAGAGUGAGUUUGCAUUAAGAGAUCUUAACAUCAGUUUCAAGACUGGGAAGCUGAAUGUCAUCAUCGGCCCUACAGGGUCGGGAAAAACGUCCUUGUUGUUGGCCCUACUCGGAGAAAUGGACCUUGAUAAAGGUAAGGUGUUUCUUCCAGGGAUUACCUCUAAAGAGGACUUGAUUCCUAAUCCAUUGACCGGUUUGACCGAGUCUGUUGCAUACUGUGCGCAAUCAGCCUGGCUCCUCAAUGCAACCAUUAAAGAAAACAUUUUGUUUGGCUCACAUUACAACGAAGAGAGGUUCAAAGCCGUCAUUCACGAUUGUGGGUUGACCAGAGACUUGGAGAUUUUUGACGAUGCUGAAGAGACAGAAAUUGGAGAAAAGGGAAUCACCAUUUCUGGUGGCCAGAAACAGCGUAUUUCUCUCGCAAGAGCGAUUUACUCGUCAGCAUCGUACCUUCUUUUGGACGACUGUCUCUCAGCUGUCGAUUCUCACACAGCUGUUCAUAUCUACGAGCACUGUAUCAAGGGAAGCUUGAUGAAGAACAGAACGUGUCUGCUUGUUUCUCAUAACGUCUCUUUAACUGUUCAAGAGGCAGAAAAUGUGAUUCUGAUGGAAAAUGGCCGUGUCAAGGCUCAGGGCGAUAUUGAUGAACUUAACGGUAAAGGACUGUUGGGUGAAGGAUUCAUGAAAAGUAUCACACAGUCUAGAAAUGUGUCUUCUUCGAAUUUGGAAGAUGAGGCAGCCAAGGCCAUUGAGCACGUUGACGAAAACUUGGAGGAGAUCAAGGAACAGAAGCCAAGAUCAAAGUUGGUCAAAGACGAGACAAAGGCCGAAGGUGCAGUGAAGCUAUCCGUUUACUACUCCUACUUUAAGAAUUUUGGAACCAUUCCAUUCUACAUUGUUCUUGCGUUUGCAUUUGCUGCUGUGCAAGUUGCAAAUAUCGGACAGUCCUACUGGCUCAGAUACUGGGCUGGGAAGGAAGACCACGAGUCUCCAGCUGCUGUCCUAGCUGCUCUUGUUCCUGCUACCUACACGGAUGGAGACAAAUUGAAGUCAAGCUUGACUGCAUUUGUGCACAAUCUCAUCUGGGGCACGCCCGUCAUCACCACGGCAUUUGAGUCAGUCGGCGCCAAUCUUGAUGGCCAUGGACCAAUGUAUUAUCUUGGAAUCUAUGCAUUCAUCGGGUUUUUGUACGCUGGACUGCUAGCUUUCAGAUACUUUCUCUGUUUACUUGGUGGCCUCAGAAUGUCGAAAAGUACGUUCUCAAAGCUGCUUGACAACAUACUCCAUGCAAAGCUGCGGUUCUUUGAUCAAACUCCAAUUGGGCGUAUCAUGAACAGGUUCUCGAAAGAUAUUGAGGCAAUCGACCAGGGUAUCAUUCCGUCUGCUGACGAGUUCCUUCACUGUGUGAUUGCCUGUGCAGUUGUUUUAAUCAUGAUCUGUUUGAUCACACCGGCCUUUUUGGUGAUUGCAGCAAUCUUAAUCGUGGUCUACACCAUCAUUGGAACGCUGUUUGUGACCUUGUCGAGAGACCUGAAGCGAAUUGAGUCGGUGACUAAGUCUCCUAUUCACCAACAAUUUUCCGAAACUCUAGCAGGAAUGAUCACCAUCAGAGCAUACGGCGACCAGAGACGGUUCUUGAGACAAAACUUGGAGCAGAUUGAUACCAACAACAGGCCAUUGCUAUACAUUUGGAUCUGUAACAUGUGGCUUGGAUUCAGAGCACAUAUGAUCGGUGCUACCAUCACAUUUUUUGCAUCUGUUUUUACGAUCUUGAACGCAGCUAAUCUGGAUGCUGGAUUGGCCGGUAUUUCUCUGUCUCUAGCUGCCACGUUCAGACUGAGUUCUGUCUACCUUGUUGAGUGCCAUUCUCAUGUUGAGAUGGAGAUGAAUGGUGUUGAGAGAGUGCAGGAGUAUGUGGACGGAGUUGAUAAAGAACCCCCAAUGGAACUGCCGCAAGAUCCCGUCAACUCUUGGCCGUCCAAGGGAGAGAUUGACGUUAGGAACAUCUCUAUUAAGUAUGCACCAGAUCUUCCAAGAGUCAUUGAUGGCGUUUCCUUCCAUGUUAAUUCAGGGGAGAAAGUUGGUGUUGUUGGUCGAACGGGAGCCGGAAAGUCUACGAUCAUUACCAGCUUUUUCAGGUUCGUUGAUCUUGAUAGCGGCAGCAUCACCAUUGAUGGUCUGGACAUCUCCAAACUCGGCCUCAAGACACUGAGAAAGGGAUUAUCGAUUAUUCCCCAGGAUCCAACGUUGUUCACGGGUACUAUUCGCUCCAACCUAGACAUGUUUGACGAGUACUCGAAUCUACAGAUGUACGAAUCGCUUCGCAGAGUGAACUUGAUCUCCAACGAUGACUACCAGCAGGCUGUGGAGAAUAAUGGAGGAAGAGUCGAAGAUAGUGCUGCUGCUACCGAUGAGAAUGUGAACAGAUUCCUGAAUCUGGACUCUGAGGUCACAGAGGGUGGAGAGAAUCUGUCUCAAGGUGAAAGACAGCUGUUGUGUCUUGCGAGAUCUAUCUUGAAAACCCCAAAAAUCCUGAUGCUUGACGAGGCAACUGCAUCUAUUGAUUACGCAUCAGACGCCAAAAUCCAGACCACCAUCAGAGAAGAGUUUUCGGCAAGCACGAUUUUGACCAUUGCACACCGUCUCAAGACGAUCAUCGAUUAUGAUAAGAUCCUGUUGCUUGACCACGGCAAGGUGAAGGAAUUUGAACAUCCCUACAACCUCAUAACCAACAGCAAGACGGAGUUUCAUAAAAUGUGUCAGGACACUGGAGAGUACGAGGAGCUAGUCAAUUUAGCCCGUCAAGCAUAUAAAAAAAGCCGAUAG
Molecule: messenger RNA, 4839 nt
Organism: Ogataea philodendri
Lineage: Eukaryota; Fungi; Ascomycota; Pichiomycetes; Pichiales; Pichiaceae
Exons: 1
Coding region: 1-4839 (1612 amino acids)
Biological process (GO): transmembrane transport
Cellular component (GO): fungal-type vacuole membrane; fungal-type vacuole
Molecular function (GO): ABC-type peptide transporter activity; ATP binding; ATP hydrolysis activity
Source: RefSeq, a predicted model, not a curated record